Oryza brachyantha (malo sina) is the source of this 849-nucleotide messenger RNA. RefSeq lists its product as uncharacterized. The transcript has a single exon. The record is from RefSeq and is a predicted model, not a curated record. NCBI's taxonomy places the organism in Eukaryota, Viridiplantae, Streptophyta, Magnoliopsida, Poales, Poaceae. The coding region runs from base 110 to 595 and encodes 161 amino acids.
AUAAUAAUGGAGGCGGGGCACCACGGCGGUGACCCCUCGCCGGCGCCGGCGGCCACGACGAACCCCUCCUUCUCCGUGCUCUGCUUGAGGGUAUAGCUGGUCGUUUUGUAUGGAGGACGACGAGGAGGAGGAGGAGGCGGUGGUGGUGGUGGCGGCGGCGUGCGAGUGCUGUGGCUUCACGCAGGAGUGCACGGCGCCGUACAUGGCCGGGGUGCGGGCGCGGUACGGCGGGAGGUGGAUCUGCGGCCUGUGCAGGGACGCCGUCGGCGAGGAGCUGGGCCGCGCCGACCCGCCCAUCACCCCCGGGGAGGCGCUCGACCGCCACGCGGCCGUCUGCGGCGCGCGCCGCGCCUCCGCGCCGCCGUCGCCCGAGGAGAACGCCGGGGACCUCAUCGCCGCCGUGCGCGUGCUGCUCCUGCGGCGCCUCGGCUCGCUGUCCUCCUCGCCGCCGCCGCCCGGGAGGAGGGUCCGGUCCACGCCGAGCAGCCCCAGGCGUGGCGGCGCAGCCGACGUGCCCGACGCCGUCGCCGUCGCGGCCACCGCCGGCGUCACGCUGGCGCGCACGGGGAGCUGCUUCGCUGCUCUCCUGGAGUGAGCUUGCUUCGCCGGCGGCCGGCGGCCGGCGGAAUUGCAGCGGAGCUCUGUGCUUGGAUGUACUGUAGUUUCCUUUCAUAAAAAAGCUACCAUAAUAAAAUAUGUGUACAGAGAGAGAAUCUAGAAAUGAAAACAAUUCAGUAGGCAUGGACUAUGCAGGCUCCCACCUGAGAAGCCCUAAACAAGCCAUUUGCAAUAAGAAUACACACCCCACAGUGCAAAUGCUCUAGGUGCCCCAUAAAACUUUUUUUUAAU